Molecule: messenger RNA, 1355 nt
Organism: Amoebophrya sp. A120
Lineage: Eukaryota; Dinophyceae; Syndiniales; Amoebophryaceae
Source: the annotation of a GenBank genome assembly
GGCGGGUUUGGCUCGGGGACAAGUACGUAACUGUUGAAUACCUCUAACGAAAAAUAAGUACUUCUAAUGUCUACUUACUUGCAGACAUUCGGGUUCGGCUCGUUCUCCUGCGAUCAUUAGAAGGAAAAUUCUUAUGGUCGUGCGAUUGCGAUUUUUUAUCCUUUUUUAUUGCGUUGGCUUGUCAUUCCUUUAGUACCAUCUCCCGCAGAGGACUCUGACCCAUUCGCGACCGACUUAUCGUCCUUUCCCAGACGCCUUGUCAAAAUGAACUUCGUGAAACGCGAAACCCUGACCACGGAAAUCACCGACACCGGUGUGGUGGAAAAAACGAAACGACUAGAAUUGACGGAGAAUGACCAGGUGCGGGAUAGGAUCGCGGCACUUCCAGAAUUCAGCCGCAAUCGGAUAACCCAGGCAGAAACGGAAGCGCCAAAAGAACAGCAAGCAGGUACAGAAUUAUUUUGACGUAAAUUUGAAUUUCACAGUAUGUUGAAACAAAAUAAUUUGUUCGUUGCACGAAGCAAACGCUGCUGUGACAAAUUUCAUGACUCCAAAUUCCAAAUCCAACAGAUGAGUUCGCCGAGCGCCAUCGCUUUCUGCGGCAGGAGGAGGAGAGGAUACACAGCGAGUCCCAGGCGCAUCUGAAAGACAUGCGGGAGAAGCAGGAGCAGUUCCACAAUCAGGUCUUCGCCCGACAGCAGAAGGACGCGUCAGACUUCGAGCAGGGGCGAAAGAAGCUUCUCAACGCGGACAAAUCCAGCGUCAUCACUGCGAAAAUCGGAGAUACGGCCGCCAACGCGAAUAGCAAUAAAGGGACAGCAACUACAGGGCCUACUGCUACAAGUUCGAGCAGCACAGGAGGGGGCGGAACAUCAAAUAAUAACCCGAAUAACCCGCGGCCGGGAGAUGCGAUUUCGAAACGGAUCAUAGAAACGGAAUCGAAGUUUUUCGACGACAAUAUGGUGAAUAAGUUCGUCGGGAGGACAAAAGCAAGAGCGGAGUUCAAUGUGAGGAAAGACAUUGUUGGGAGUGGCGGAACCGUCACAAAAGUGAAGAAAAUCGGGAACAUGGUGAUAAAUUCGACAAAGGGAUUUCCUGACAAGAACCCGAUAGAAUACAACCGGGAAAGGAGCCCGAAACGAGCGACAGUGGCUUUGGGGCCGCCAGCGGUUUCGAAAGUUCUGACAACGACGAGCAGUACUACAAAGGCUGUACAGAAUGCUGCGACAUCAACAAACAGUGCCGGCGCGACAAAGAGUAAGCCUGUUGUCAGUGUCGUAGCAGGAUAUAGCGACUCGGAGUCGGAUUGAUAGAUACCCCUCAAAAAGUUUUCGACGACUCCAGCACAGAAAGAU